AUGGCGCCUGACCAGUCUCGAUCACUUUCGAGAGCGAUCCCACAUGGUGCAUCGUUACGAGCCGUUGAAGAAGAUGCCCUUCCAACGAAGUCGCCGACAGACUUCCUAUGGGUGAACCAAGAUGAGGAUCCUCAAGACCGCACUGCUGCUCGAGCCAAACAAGCCUUUAUAAGGACACGAUAUCAUCGACGGAAAAAGGAAACCCAACUGCAGAACUUGAAGACCUCUGUUAAACCUUUUCCGAGUGAGAACCGCGUUGUACGGUCUCAAGAAGCUCCUGCUCAUAUUGCACAUACACCAGUAUUAGGACAAGCCACCAACCUGGACAUUCUAGACGGUAGCCAGUCGGAUGAGAUACCCUCACAGCCGGUGCCAAGCGAACAUGGCUACUUAGUCUUAUUGGCUCACCGGCUGUUUACGAUAGGACGUGACCGCCCACUUUCGCCUUUUCAAGAAACUUUGCGGCUGUCAAUCCAAGUUCAUACGGCGAUCCGGGUGUGGAAGUUUGAUGGGAUGGCCUGCGCAGAGAAUACGGCGGCCCAGUUUCGGCAACAUCUGGAUGAAAAUCUUCAUAUCAUCCAGCAGACAGAUCUAGAUCUGCUCUUCUGGAUGCUGUUUAUGGGCAGCCUUGCCGCUCACGAGCCAGAUUGCUUUGCAUGGUUCCUGCAGCAUCUCAAAGAAACCGCGCGACAGUUACAAGUGGAGGAUUGGCACAGUGCCGAAUCGAUCCUGCAGGGCUUUUUCUUUGUGAGUCGGCCAUUGAAUGAACCGGCAAAGUUGUUAUGGAAUUCAAUGGUCCGAGAUGCUUCGACUGCGUAA
This is a messenger RNA of Penicillium lagena, 819 nucleotides long. RefSeq lists its product as uncharacterized. Lineage: Eukaryota; Fungi; Ascomycota; Eurotiomycetes; Eurotiales; Aspergillaceae. Bases 1 to 819 code for a protein of 272 amino acids. The record is from RefSeq and is a predicted model, not a curated record. The transcript is spliced from 2 exons.